GCGAAUAGAGAAGUUGAUACAUUUCCAAUUGCCUACAUAUAACAGCAUAUUUAAUGAAGGUGACACAGAGCUCAUGUAUGAAGUGGGAGGGUUUGUUGUUUAUCACUAUUUUUAUGUCUCCUGCAGUGGAUUGUCUGAUGUUGGCUGACUGAUUGUCAUAGAUAGGCCUACUGGUUGUUGUGGUCAAGGGCACACAUGGCCCAUACAGUGCAGGAUCACCAGAGAGCCUUGCCCCCGGCUGCAGUGCUGUCUCGCCCUCCCUCCGGCCAGGCUAAAGUGAGUCCCCCUCAGCCCCCAGCCCCUACCUCAUGGGUUUUCCCUGAUGCAGAGUUGCAUUGCAGUCAGCCAGGCAGGCAGGCCUACAUACCACAUCAUUGUUUAUAGCAGGAUCAUGCAGGCCAAGACCAGCCAGCUGAAGGCUGCCAAACAUGUUUACCACAACAGCCAGUAGCAUGGGAGAUCCUGGCACAGGGUAAUGUGGUCAGAGUGGACUAGACUAGAAGUAGUACCAAAUGGCACUGGCAACAUUAGUCAUCACCUCUGUUUUGCAAAUUCUUCAAUUGCCCAAGAGAGCAACAAAGAGCAGUACAGAAGUGGGUCAAGUCAAAACUUGCCAGCCUAUGCAUUGCUGCUGGGCUCUAUGCAAAUUCCCAGUGUGGCCUCAAAAUACUUGUCUCCCCUGCAUCCCAAACACACCUUAUCAUGGAAUUUAUUGGGUCCAACUAGCUUUUACAGCCUCCACACACACCCUGACCCCUGACUGUCUCUAAGCUCAGGGGUCAACCUCAACGCUGAUACAGACGACUGACACACACACACACACACACAUACAUACAUACAUACAUACAUACAUACAUACAUACAGUGGGGAAAAAAAGUAUUUAGUCAGCCACCAAUUGUGCAAGUUCUCCCACUUAAAAAGAUGAGAGAGGCCUGUAAUUUUCAUCAUAGGUACACGUCAACUAUGACAGACAAAAUGAGAAAAAAAAUUCCAGAAAAUCACAUUGUAGGAUUUUUUAUGAAUUUAUUUGCAAAUUAUGGUGGAAAAUAAGUAUUUGGUCAAUAACAAAAGUUUCUCAAUACUUUGUUAUAUACCCUUUGUUGGCAAUGACACAGGUCAAACGUUUUCUGUAAGUCUUCACAAGGUUUUCACACACUGUUGCUGGUAUUUUGGCCCAUUCCUCCAUGCAGAUCUCCUCUAGAGCAAUGAUGUUUUGGGGCUGUCGCUGGGCAACACAGACUUUCAACUCCCUCCAAAGAUUUUCUAUGGGGUUGAGAUCUGGAGACUGGCUAGGCCACAACAGGACCUUGAAAUGCUUCUUACGAAGCCACUCCUUCGUUGCCCGGGCGGUGUGUUUGGGAUCAUUGUCAUGCUGAAAGACCCAGCCACGUUUCAUCUUCAAUGCCCUUGCUGAUGGAAGGAGGUUUUCAUUCAAAAUCUCACGAUACAUGGCCCCAUUCAUUCUUUCCUUUACACGGAUCAGUCGUCCUGGUCCCUUUGCAGAAAAACAACCCCAAAGCAUGAUGUUUCCACCCCCAUGCUUCACAGUAGGUAUGGUGUUCUUUGGAUGCAACUCAGCAUUCUUUGUCCUCCAAACACGACGAGUUGAGUUUUUACCAAAAAGUUCUAUUUUGGUUUCAUCUGACCAUAUGACAUUCUCCCAAUCCUCUUCUGGAUCAUCCAAAUGCACUCUAGCAAACUUCAGACGGGCCUGGACAUGUACUGGCUUAAGCAGGGGGACACGUCUGGCACUGCAGGAUUUGAGUCCCUGGCGGCGUAGUGUGUUACUGAUGGUAGGCUUUGUUACUUUGGUCCCAGCUCUCUGCAGGUCAUUCACUAGGUCCCCCCGUAUGGUUCUGGGAUUUUUGCUCACCGUUCUUGUGAUCAUUUUGACCCCACGGGGUGAGAUCUUGCGUGGAGCCCCAGAUCGAGGGAGAUUAUCAGUGGUCUUGUAUGUCUUCCAUUUCCUAAUAAUUGCUCCCACAGUUGAUUUCUUCAAACCAAGCUGCUUACCUAUUGCAGAUUCAGUCUUCCCAGCCUGGUGCAGGUCUACAAUUUUGUUUCUGGUGUCCUUUGACAGCUCUUUGGUCUUGGCCAUAGUGGAGUUUGGAGUGUGACUGUUUGAGGUUGAGGACAGGUGUCUUUUAUACUGAUAACAAGUUCAAACAGGUGCCAUUAAUACAGGUAAUGAGUGGAGGACAGAGGAGCCUCUUAAAGAAGAAGUUACAGGUCUGUGAGAGCCAGAAAUCUUGCUUGUUUGUAGGUGACCAAAUACUUAUUUUCAACCAUAAUUUGCAAAUAAAUUCAUUAAAAAUCCUACAGUGUGAUUUUCUGGAUUUUUUUUUCUCAAUUUGUCUGUCAUAGUUGACGUGUACCUAUGAUGAAAAUUACAGGCCUCUCUCAUCUUUUUAAGUGGGAGAACUUGCACAAUUGGUGGCUGACUAAAUACUUUUUUCCCCCACUGUACAUACAUACAUACAUACAUACAUACAUACAUACAUACAUACAUACAUACAUACAUACAUACAUACAUACAUACAUACAUACAUACAUACAUACAUACAUACAUACAUACAUAAACACAACACACACACACACAGAUAUAGCUGCUUUUCUUGAAGCAUCUAGGACCAGCUAAGGCUUAUCUCCAUCUCUAGUUAGAGGCAGGGAAAAGCUGUUUGCACGUGUAUAUUUGCCAUUCUCUAUCUGGGUUAUAAUGGGAGUGCUGUGCACGAGAGUAGCCUACAAGAUACAAUGACAUGGUGCAUUACUACUCUGUAUUAUGACUAUAAGAACAUAUUAUAUAUUAUAUUUUAUUUAUUUUAUUAGUUAUACCAUUUUAAAUAUUGAUUACUGCACUGUUUGGUAGAGGUCACAAGUUAAGCAUUUCACUGUACUUCUGCAUGUGACAAUAAAACUUGAACAUGAAGAAAUGUAUAAAUGGUGGAGGAGAGGUUUACUACAGUCGACUGUAAAGUGGGUUAGUAAGCUGCAGAAAGACAGUUCAGAUUACACUCUGGCAGUCCAGGCACAUGAGAAACCUUAAGCCUACAUGUGAUUCCAUGUGAUACCCUUAGCCUAUAUCUGCAGCCAGUGAUAAUGCCAUGUUAGAGUCUCCAUUACUGCAGGAGUGUGAGUUAUGGAGUAUGUUUUUGACUGAUAUCAUUUCAAAGUGUGUUUGUCUUUAGUGUCCUGUGUGAAGUUGAGUACUUAGUGUUUCUUUCUGUGUGCAGAGAUUAACAGUGUUGGACACCCUGCUAUGUGGAGCGUUCGCAGGUGCUGUGGCCAAAACUGUCAUAGCUCCUCUGGACAGAACCAAGAUCAUCUUCCAAGGUAAGUCAAUUUCUCUGGAAGAACAUGCAUUAGGAAUACAAAGUAAGGGUUCCUUUCAGAAAUACUUAUUUCAUUGUUAGUAUCUUUACCAGUGAUUAUGCCUUAAUACAUAUUUCAUUGUUACUAUCUAUACCAGUUAUUAUGCCUUAAUACAUAUUUAAUUGUUAGUAUCUUUACCAGUUAUUAUACCUUAAUACAUCUUUUCCUCCUCCUACUUUAGUGUCCUCACAAAGAUUCUCUGCUAAGGUGAGUCUAUUACAAGUCUCUUAUAUAACUUGCAUUAAACUAAAUAAAGAUGCACUUGAUGUUUAGUAUGCAUGCUGCCAUAAGGGUGAAUCCUAACUUCCACUUAAAUAAAAAAUUAACCUUGUCUCCCAUUGACUUCAAUGCAUGACUAAGUGAAAAAGUUAGCAUUCACCCCAAGGUGUGUUGACUGUCUUGUAGAGUUAGUGUUAAAGGGAUACUACGUGUUUCUACUUACCCAGGGUCAGAUGAAGUAGUGGAUACUAUUUGUAUGUCUCUGUGUGCAGUAUGAAGGAAGUUAGUGGUAGUUUCAUGAGCGAAUGCUAACCAGCGUUAGCGCAAUGACUGGAAGUCUACAGGUACGGUAGCAUUGUUGUGUUGCUGUGUGUGUACCCCCAGGAAGCCUUCAGACUCAUCUAUUGUACGUACAUGAAAGAUGGCUUCCUCAGCCUGUGGAGGGGCAACUCUGCAACCAUGGUGCGGGUCAUCCCCUACGCUGCCAUCCAGUUCUGCUCCCAUGAUCAGUACAAGGGAAUACUGGGGAGAUACUAUGGCUUCCAGGGAAAGUGAGUAGAGUUCUCAUCAGUGUAAAGAAUUGAGAAUACACACACUGUUUAAUGUAGCACCAUUUGACCUCUGGUGGUCUCCAUCAGCCUCCAAGGCAACCCUUCAGUGAUCAUUCUUGAACAGAACAAAUCAUUUUCUCUACUGUGACAAUUCCUAAUAAUACAAUGAUACGCAUUCAUUGUAGAAACCAUAGAUGUUCUCUAAUGUGAUGGAAUCCAUCUUGUCUGUUUCAGAGCCCUGCCUCCUUUUCCACGUUUCCUGGCAGGAUCAUUGGCUGGCACCACGGCGGUCAUGCUCACCUAUCCCCUGGACAUGGUGCGGGCCAGGAUGGCAGUGACGCCCAGGCAAAUGUAGGGCACUCCGAUAACGCUCGUAAUUGUUUUAUCUUUGAAUGUAAAAACAUAUGUGCAGGUGGCUCCCCUUUGCACACUUGUUCAAUGUCCAACAGGCAUAUACUGUAGGUUAGUAUAGGUCAUGUUACUAUCCUAAUCUAAUGUCCUUAUAGGUUAAUAUCCUUCUCUUAUCGUUCUUGUUUUGGUUGCAGGUACAGCAACAUCAUGCACGUGUUUGUGCGCAUCACUCAGGAGGAGGGCAUAAAUACCCUAUACAGAGGCUUCUGCCCGACCAUCUUGGGAGUGAUCCCAUACUCAGGAAUCACCUUCUUCACAUACGAGACCCUCAAGAAACUGCAUGCAGGUACAGACUUUAAAAAAUAAAUAAUGAUCUUUAUUGGAAAAUCAACUUUUUAAUGAAGGACUGAGAUUCACUUAAUUUGAUCUCUCUCUUUCUCUCGCCGUCUGCCACCCCUCACUCCAGAGAGGACUAAACGGUCCCAGCCGUACUCCUACGAGCGUUUGGCGUUCGGUGCGUGCGCCGGCCUGAUCGGCCAGUCGGCCUCUUACCCGCUGGAUGUGGUUCGCCGACGCAUGCAGACGGCCGGGGUGACGGGCCAACAGUACGGCAGCGUCCUGGGCACCAUGAAGACGAUCGUGGUGCAGGAAGGGGUGGUGCGUGGACUCUACAAGGGCCUCAGUAUGAACUGGAUCAAAGGGCCAAUCGCUGUGGGGGUCAGCUUUACCACCUUUGACCUUAUGCACAACCUCCUGCACAAGAUGCACCAGCUGGGAUACUUCACACACUGA
Messenger RNA from Coregonus sp. 'balchen', 5286 nucleotides. Lineage: Eukaryota; Metazoa; Chordata; Actinopteri; Salmoniformes; Salmonidae. The record is from the annotation of a GenBank genome assembly.